This is a messenger RNA of Chenopodium quinoa (quinoa), 5099 nucleotides long. RefSeq lists its product as uncharacterized. The coding region runs from base 1 to 2640 and encodes 879 amino acids. The transcript has 2 exons. The record is from RefSeq and is a predicted model, not a curated record. NCBI's taxonomy places the organism in Eukaryota, Viridiplantae, Streptophyta, Magnoliopsida, Caryophyllales, Amaranthaceae.
AUGUCUCUGGAAGAAAUCGUGAAGGCAAUGGCUGACAACACUUUGAAUUUUCAGCAAGAAACAAGAAGUGGACUAAAGAACUUGGAGAACCAAGUUUCUCAGUUAGCUAACACAGUGGGAAAACUCCAAGCUCAGAAUUCUAACAAGUUGCCUAGCCAACCAGAGAGAAAUCCGAAGGAGAAUGCAAGCGCCAUAUCACUUAGAAGUGGCAAGCAGCUGGAGGUUCCAGAAAAAAGCAGGAGCGAAACGCUAGCAGAACACCAAGAGGAAUAUGAGACUGUUGUUCCAGGAAAAAAUGAGCAGCCCUCUAAGGUAAGUGAUGUUGUUUCAUCCAAAACUGACCAUUUUUCUUCUUCUGUUCCUUUCCCUAGCAGGUUAACUUCUAUGGAUAAGAAGAAAGAGAUGGAAAAGGAGGUGCUAGAUGUAUUUCACAAGGUAGAGGUGAACAUACCUUUACUGGAAGCCAUUAGACAAGUACCGCAUGAGAAGGUCAGCGUAAGUGAGAAUGUAUCUGCAGUUUUACAGAGGAAAAUUCCUCCCAAGUGCAAGGAUCCAGGUAUUUUUACUAUACCUUGUAGAAUAGGUAACAAGAGAUAUGAGAGGUGCAUGUUAGACUUAGGUGCUUCUAUUAAUGUGAUGCCUUUAUCUAUUUAUAAAGCACUGAACUUAGGACCUUUAAAAGAUACUCGUGUGAUUAUUCAACUUGCUGACCGUUCUAAUACUUAUCCUUUAGGAGUGAUUGAGGAUGUCUUAGUACAAGUAAAUGAACUUGUGUUUCCUGCUGAUUUUUAUGUGUUAAAUAUGCCAAAUGAUGAAUCCUCUAAUGCAACGCCAAUCUUAUUAGGGAGACCUUUUCUAAAAACAUCUAGAACCAAGAUUGAUGUUCAUAGUGGGAUUUUGACCAUGGAAUUUGAUGGGGAGGUUAUCCGAUUUAAUUUAUUUGAUGCCAUGAGAUACCCCUCUGAUUGUGAAUCUGUUUCUAGUAUAGAUGUUAUUGAUACACUAACUGAGCAAGUAUUUUUUCUCUCUGGUCAUGAUGCAUUAGAUGUUGUUUUGACUGAACCUGUGGAAAAAGUGCAAUACACUAACCUGCAGGAACAUUUUGAGCUUGAAAAUGAUGUCAAGGAAGCUUUCUCCUCCUUGGAAGUGCUUCCAAAUAAGCAAGGAAGGUAUGUAGAUAAAUUUAUGAAAUUUCCUGUCACAUCUAACAGACUUUUACCUUCUAUUGUACAGCCACCUGAAGUGGAGUUAAAACUUCUGCCUUACCACUUGAAGUAUGCAUUUUUGGGAGAGAAUGACACUCUUCCAGUCAUAAUCGCGAGUAACCUAACUCCGACUCAAGAGCAAAAGCUGGUGCAAGUUCUCAAGAAGCACAAAACAACUUUAGGGUGGACAGUUGCGGAUAUUAAAGGGAUUAGCCCUUCUAUGUGCCAACAUAGAAUUUUAUUAGAAGAGGGAGCUAAACCUGUGAGACAAGUGCAGCGACGACUUAAUCCACCUAUGAUGGAAGUAGUAAAGAAAGAAGUAUUGAAGCUUCUUGAAGUGGGGGUGAUAUAUCCUAUAUCAGAUAGCCCUUGGGUCAGUCCCUUGCAAGUGGUCCCGAAAAAGUCAGGAGUUACAGUGGUGGAGAGUGAUAAGGGAGAAAUGGUUCCCACUCGAGUGCAAAAUGGAUGGAGAGUUUGUGUAGAUUACAGGUUACUUAAUUCUAUGACUCGAAAAGAUCAUUUUCCCUUACCCUUUAUUGAUCAAAUGGUAGAACGUCUUGCUGGUCAUGCUUAUUACUGUUUUCUUGACGGAUAUUCAGGUUAUGUGCAGGUUCCUAUAGCUCCGGAGGAUCAAGAAAAAACAACGUUCACAUGCCCGUAUGGUACAUUUGCGUAUCGUCGUAUGCCAUUUGGAUUGUGCAAUGCUCCGGCGACUUUUCAGAGAUGUAUGGUAAGCAUCUUUUCAUAUUAUCUUGAAAAUUUUAUAGAAGUUUUCAUGGAUGAUUUCACUAUACAUGGAGAUUCUUUUGAUAGUUGCUUAGAACAUCUCACUUUAGUUCUUAAACGUUGUCUUGAAACUAACCUUGUGCUUAAUUCUGAAAAAUGUCAUUUCAUGGUUCAACAAGGUAUAGUUUUAGGCCAUAUUGUGUCUUCUGAAGGAAUAAAAGUUGAUAAAGCUAAAAUAGACCUUAUUUCUUCUCUGCCUUACCCCGCCUAUGUGCAGGAAGUUCGUUCUUUUCUUGGCCAUGCAGGUUUCUAUCGCAGGUUUAUUGAAGGAUUCUCUAAGAUUGCGCAACCACUAUGCAGACUACUCCAAAAGGACGUGGAGUUCCACUUUGAUGAGGCCUGUAAGCAGGCAUUUGACAAGCUAAAAGAUAAGUUGGUCAGUGCCCCUGUUCUACAACCACCUAACUGGGAGCUCCCCUUCGAACUGAUGUGUGACGCGUCCAACUAUGUUGUAGGGGCAGUGCUGGGCCAGCGAGUUGGAAAGAUUCCUCAUGCAAUCUACUAUGCUUCGAAAACUCUUGAUGAGGCUCAAGCUAAUUAUACUACGACUGAAAAAGAACUUCUUGCUAUAGUUUUUGCUUUAGAUAAAUUUCGAUCUUAUUUAUUGGGAACUAAAAUCAUUGUGUUUACUGAUCAUGCAGCGUUAUAGUUCCUAUUAUCAAAAAAGGAAGAAAAACCAAGGCUAAUACGUUGGAUCUUGUUACUUCAAGAGUUCAACGUUGAAAUUAGAGACAAGAAAGGUUCUGACAGUAGUGUUGCUGAUCAUUUGAGCAGAUUAGUUGGUGUUGAUGAAGGCAAAUCUCCAAUCAAUGAAGAGUUCCCCGACGAGCAACUUCAUGCUUUGAUCAGGAACUCCGUGGUAUGCUGAUUUAGUGAAUUUUCUUGUAUCUGGGAAGUUUCCAGUCAGCUACACUAAAGCACAAAAGGACCAAAUGCAAAGCAUAGCAAAAUACUUCAUAUGGGAUGACCCGUAUCUCUGGAAGUAUUUUCUUUCGAUCCUAACUUUCUGUCAUUCUUAUGCAUGUGGAGGACAUUUCGGGCCUAAGAGAACUGCACGCAAGGUUUUAGAGAGUGGAUUCUAUUGGCCAUCCAUAUUCAAAGAUGCAUAUGAAAUUUGUAAGACUUGUGAUAAUUGUCAAAGAACAGGUACACUAGGUCCUAGGAAUGAAAUGCCCCAAACCCCCAUUUUAAUAUGUUAAAUUUUCGACGUUUGGGGUAUGGAUUUCAUGGGACCCUUUCCUUCUUCUUUUGGCUUUCAAUAUAUCUUGCUUGCUGAUGAUUAUGUCUCAAAAUGGGUGGAAGCUAUAGCCACCCGUACUGAUGAUUCUAAAGUGGUUGCAGAAUUUUUGAAAUCGAAUAUAUUUGCUAGAUACGGAUUUCCAAGGGCCAUCAUCAAUGAUAAGGGGACACACUUUUGCAAUAAGACAGUAGGGGCUCUCUUAAAGAAGUAUAAUGUGUUUCAUCGAAUAUCUACUGCAUACCACCCACAAUCAAAUGGACAGGCUGAAGUUUCUAACAAAGAGAUCAAGUCCAUCCUUGAAAAGGCCGUAAAUCCAAAUAGGAAAGAUUGGAGCCUCCGCCUUAAUGAUGCUUUGUGGGCAUACAGGACAACAUAUAAGACGCCCAUUGGGAUGUCUCCGUAUAGGCUUGUAUUUGGUAAACCGUGCCACCUUCCUGUGGAGUUAGAACACAAAGCCUUUUGGGCCGUGAAGCAAUGUAAUAUGGAAAUGGAUGCAGCGGGUGAACAACGAAAACUUCAGUUACAAGAGUUAGAAGAGAUCCGGAAUGAUGCUUUUGAAAAUGCAAGGAUAUACAAAGAGAAGACUAAGGCAUUUCAUGAUAAACGCAUCUCACGGAAGACAUUCACAGUUGGGCAGAAUGUUCUUCUCUACCAUUCUCAGCUCAAACUAUUUCCUGGCAAACUCCGUUCUCGAUGGGUGGGACCAUUUGUUGUCACAAAGGUGUAUGAGCAUGGUGCAGUGGAGAUUCGUAUUGAAUAUACGGGGAAAGAAUUCAAGGUGAACGGUCAUCGGUUGAAGCCUUACUAUGAGGGUUAUCAGGUCCAGAACAUUGAAGUAAUGGAGCUUGAAGCCCCUAGUUAUGAUGCCUAGUAUGCUCAGAAACCGUCAAGCUAACGACGAUAAGUAUAGCACUCUUGGGAGGCAGCCCAAGUUUAGGAAGAUAAUUUGAUGUUUUAUUUUAUUUAUUUAUUUUUUUUAUUACUGUUCUUUGUCUGUUUUCAAAAAAAAAAAAAAAAAAAAAAAAAAAAAAACAAUCUGGACACUGAAGUUGCUUGUUUUAGUGUGAUUUGUUUCAGAGCACAGCCAGGUGUAAAGUUGCAGCACCAAUCUUUCUAUACAUGAAGCCAUCAGGCUAGCUACACAUCUCAGCAGCAGCCUGGAAGCAUCCAACACGAGGCUCGCUGCAUUAGAUAGAACCAUUUUCUCUCCAAUAAUAGCAAGACAUGAGCAAAUUUCAGCUUGGGGGAUGCUACUAGGGCAGUCAGUGCUCACAUUCCACUAACUAACUUCACCAGGUGAGCUCGUUUCCUUUUCCUUCUAUUUUCUCCCUUUUAUUUUGCUAUUACUAAUUUUCAUUCAGUUACACAUUGAGGGCAAUGUGUGACUUAAACUUGGGGGGGAGUGAGUUAUGUUUGGUAUGGUAUUGAGUCUGGCAGUCUGUGUCGACAGUGCUUUGCUUAUGUUCUUAACAAUAUUCUCUACUAUGCUUAACUUUGGCUUAUAGGCUUGUAUAUAUGCAGAUUUUUUUUUUAAAAAAAAAAAAAAACAUGGCUCUUUGAACAAUUACAAGCUGAUGGAAGUCAACGUUGUAGUGUUGUAAUAAGAAUGAAAUGAUUUAGGCAUAAAGGCAUGUGCACCAAAAUAGCCAAAAAGCUUACAUGAUCCACUAAUCAAACAAUUUGAGCCUUAUUGACCUAUUUUUCUGGUUAUCUAAUUCAAAUACCAUUGAUCUGAAAAAAUUAACCCAGAUGUUUACCUUCUCUUGGAUUAGUAGAGCAAUGCAUGUGUAAAGUGGAUUAUCAGUGUGGCAGUGUUUUAUUCUAAUUAAUGUUUCAUAUUAAAGGCUCUGCGUACCAAUGUAUGGGAU